AGAAAUGCUGUUUGCGUUACAGGCGCCACAAUUGUAUGAUGCUUUCGCAAUGCUUUACGAAGAAGAAAGACAUCCUCGAAUGCGUAAAUCAAGAAAACAUCAAGAAGCUGUGCCACUUUUCAGUUAGUCGCUAUGGGCUAGUGGAUAACGAUGUUAGAAAGGUUGUAUGGCCAAUUUUAGUAAGGGGAAAUUGUGGACUACCAAACAUAGUUCUUUGUUGCAUAUAACAAACUGUUAUGUUUCAUUAUUUACUCAAUGAUCGAAAUCAAAUUUCAUCAUACGAACACCAAGAUCAUAAUAAUUCAUUUCGUCAUACUAUUCAAAAUACCACUUCGUUUAUUUGUUUUCCUUCACGCAGCUUAUGUAGAGAACAAGUUCAUAUGUGUGACUUUCGUUCCGUUUUUUGCUUUUCAAAGUUAGAUCCUGAAGUGAUAAAAAAUCAUCCAAGCUUUCAUCAAGUUCAACUGGACACUUGUCGUAUGACAAGCCUAAUGCCUAAGGAAUUAAAUCCUGAAGAAAUCGAAAGUAUACAAAGGAUUGUUACUCGCCUAGUAAUUUCUAUACUAGUGGAUAAUCCUAAUUUACAUUAUUAUCAGGGUUUUCAUGAUAUUUGUUAUAUAUUCUUUUCGGUUUUGGGUGAAAAAGAAUCUAGAAUAUUGCUUAAUAAAUUGAUCCCAACUCAUUUCAGUUUAUUCAUGCAGAAAUCCAUGGAUUUAACCCUAGAAUAUAUGCAGUUGAUAUUCGCCUUAUUAGAACGUGUCUCAACUUCUGUAUUGAAUAGUAUAGAAUCUGUUGAUUUAGGUCCAGAUUUUGCUAUUGCUUGGAUUAUCACUUGGUUUGCACAUGUUCUACCUAAUAUGGAUGAUGUUAGACGCCUGUUCGAUUUAUUUUUGGCAACAGAUCCAAUCAUGUUGGUUUAUGUUUCAGUUGCUAUAAUUACUAUCAGUGCUAAAGAAGUGGAAUCAACACCGUUGGAUUUCGCUCUUUUGUAUCAAACACUUGCACGUCUACCUAAACUACAUCCCGUUGAAGAGCUUAUCCAUGAGGCUUUAAACAUCUACAUUGAUUUAGGACCAAAAGAAUUAAUUGGAUUAGGCAAUAAACGUAUUCUAAAAUAUCGUGAACAAAAAUUAUUAGACCGAUCACCAAUAAUAAGUCGACCAUUUCCAAAGUCUACAAGUAAACACAAGUUAUGGGGAUUAAUCAUGCAACAUCGAAGGACUGUUUUCUCUCUUAGUUUUAUCGUCAUUGUUAUUAGUUAUUUACUAAAUAAAAGUCUGAAAAACUAGAAAAGAUACUGUUUUUAAUUGCGUAAUACAAAUGAUUAUUUCCUCAGCUAUUUUGUCUAUACUUUAUUCGACUUAUUUAGAAAUUUUUCUACUAAUGUAUUUGUUGAAAAUGUGUUCCAUAUGAGCGGUUGGAUAGAUGGUGUUUAUAAUUCUUAUUUAUUUCACAAAUCUCUUCCUUUCUUUUUUUCCCUGUCUUAUUGUCCUUUUCUUUGGGAAAACUUAUGAUCAUGAUGAUAAUUUCAUUAUUUAUUUUUGUGAUAAAUAAAUUCAUGGAAGAGAAAUGUUUGUUCUGAUAUAAUCAAA
This is a messenger RNA of Schistosoma turkestanicum, 1592 nucleotides long. The record is from the annotation of a GenBank genome assembly. NCBI's taxonomy places the organism in Eukaryota, Metazoa, Platyhelminthes, Trematoda, Strigeidida, Schistosomatidae.